AUGGUUACAACAGUAUUUACUAACGGCCGCAUCCUCUAUCCCGACUCAUCGGGUCGCUUUGUCUCCACGCUGGUAGUCGAAGAUGACCAUGUCGCGCACGUGGGCUGGGAAAAUGACCAAGCGGUUGUUCAAGUUCAAACAACAGCAUCAACAGUGGAUUUAAAGAAUCGAAUGGUCCUUCCGGGAUUUAUUGAUGGCCAUGUGCACAUCCUCAAUUUCGGCAUGUCGUUGCAGAAGCUCGACCUUCUACCUUGCAAGACCCUCGGAGAUAUCCAAAAUGCCAUCACUUCGUAUGCAGCAGCUCACCCAUCGGAUCCACGGAUUUUGUGCCGAGGCUGGGUCCAGUCAGUUACAGAUGGUCAGGCUCUCGCCACAGUCUUAGACGACCUAGAUCCGCGACCUAUCUACAUCGAGGCAUUGGACCUCCACUCAACAUGGUGCAAUAAUGCAGCUCUCAGAGAGCUCGAAGUUUAUUCGAAGCCUGAUCCUGCAGGAGGAAAAAUUCAUCGCUGCCACAAUGGCAUCCCAUCUGGUUUGCUCGAGGAGGCGGCUCAAUUUGACAUUGUUUGGCCAUUUUUGGACCGGGUGACAUCUAUGGAGAAAAAGCUGGCCGCAAUUGAUGCUGUGAUCGAUGCCCAUCGACGUGCUGGGUAUACUGGCCUCGUGGAUAUGGCGAUGGGAGAGAGUGAAUGGUUGGCAUUGAAUGCAUAUAGAACUCAACGUGGUGAACUUCCGGUUCAUGUGGCAGCACACUGGUUGGUGCCCUACUCGAACUGCGAUGCCGAUAUCUGCAGUGAAAUUGAUCGCGCUAUUGCACUUCAGCAAACCUUCAACCGCAAAAUCUCCCCGGAAUUUUGCAUCAAUGGCAUCAAACUAAUCUGUGACGGAACCGUGGACGGGUGUACAGCGGGAUUACACCAGCCGUAUGGCGGAGUUUCCAACAUUAUCGAUCCCAUCUGGCCUGCUGAUGCCCUUGCAGCAGCGAUUCACCGUGCGACUGAUGCUGGCCUGCAGUGCGCCAUUCAUGCAAUUGGAGAUCGAACCGUACAGCAGGCUAUUGACUGUUUAUCCCAAAUUCAGGACCUGCCAGCAUGUCGUCAUCGCAUUGAACAUUUAGAGAUAACAACCCCCGAAGACGCGAAAAGGCUUGGCCAACUCGGGAUCGUGGCCUCAGUCCAGCCUGUUCACCUAGACCCGGCGACAUUUAGCGCAUGGCCAGAGAUGCUUGGAAUUCACCGUUGCAAGCGCGCUUUUGCUUACCAAGAGUUCGUGGACGGUGGUGCUCAUUUGACCUUUGGGACCGAUGCCCCCACUGCGGAACAUCACGCACUGCCUAAUCUGUAUGUCGCUACUACUCGGCGAUCGUCCAUUGACCCUUCCUCGCAAGAGACCGUCAAUCCCGAGUUUGCUGUUUCCCUCGCAACCGCUGUCUCGGCAGCUACUGCGGAGGCUGCAUACGCGUCCUUUUCAGACUCAUGGACAGGGAGUCUGCGACCUGGAUAUAACGCCAAUUUUGUUGUGCUAGAUAUGGCCUGGGCCGUGGAAUCUCUUUUAGAAGCUCGGGUAUGCCAAACCUGGUACAAGGGAAAGAAGGUGUUCGAUCAAGAGGCGGAUGUGAUUUGA
Messenger RNA from Penicillium concentricum, 1623 nucleotides. Its product is annotated as amidohydrolase. Gene Ontology annotation, molecular function: hydrolase activity, acting on carbon-nitrogen (but not peptide) bonds. Lineage: Eukaryota; Fungi; Ascomycota; Eurotiomycetes; Eurotiales; Aspergillaceae. The transcript has a single exon. The coding region runs from base 1 to 1623 and encodes 540 amino acids. The record is from RefSeq and is a predicted model, not a curated record.